This is a messenger RNA of Ananas comosus (pineapple), 2174 nucleotides long. RefSeq names its product phosphoinositide phosphatase SAC8. The transcript has 20 exons. Gene Ontology annotation, biological process: phosphatidylinositol dephosphorylation. NCBI's taxonomy places the organism in Eukaryota, Viridiplantae, Streptophyta, Magnoliopsida, Poales, Bromeliaceae. Bases 111 to 1925 code for a protein of 604 amino acids. Gene Ontology annotation, molecular function: phosphatidylinositol-4-phosphate phosphatase activity. The record is from RefSeq and is a predicted model, not a curated record. Gene Ontology annotation, cellular component: endoplasmic reticulum.
CAGUUCUCAUCACAUCCGAUCAACGGCCCGCAGGUCUCGUCAACGAUACAUCCAAUUCCUUUGCGUGUGUACGAUCGUUUCCUUGCUUGGAGCUCACGGAGGCCCCAAAAAUGGCGGAGGAGGAAGACGAAGCGGAGAUCCUCCGCCGCCUCCAUGGGGAUCGCCGGAGCCUCUGCUCCCGAGAGCUCGAGCUCCGCGAAUACCCCGACAAGUACGUGAUCCGAUCCCUCGACCCCGAUGCCGCCCCCGACCGCGCCUUCUCCAUUGGCCGCUCCGAUGGCCUCCUCCAACCCCUCCUCCCAGGAGAUGCCAUUUCUGAAAAUCCUUGUAAAGUUUCGACGAUUUAUGGGGUAGCUGGCGUUAUAAGAUUGCUUGCAGGAACAUAUGUGCUCGUAAUCACUUCUCGAAAGGAUGUCGGGACUUAUCACGGUUCCUCUAUCUACCGAGUGAAUUCUAUGAGAUUUUUGCCCUGCAAUGAAGCUUUGAAGCAUUCAACCUCACAAGAAAGAAGAGAUGAAGCAUACUUCACGUCCCUUUUGAGUACUGUGGAAACAACACCAGGGUUAUAUUUUUCAUAUGAAAGAGAUUUAACUGUGAACUUACAGAGGGCAUCCAAAGUAGCUGAAGAGAGAAUCUAUAAACCACUCUGGAAGCAGGCUGAUCCUCGCUUUAUUUGGAAUAGAAAUUUGUUGGAAGAGCUUAUUGAGGCUAAGCUUGACCCCUUCAUCAUUCCGGUGAUACAAGGAAGCUUUCAGACCAUACAAUUCACCUUAAAAGAAAUUCCUGUGAAAAUUACAUUGAUCUCGCGAAGGUGCAAUAGGCGACUAGGAACAAGAAUGUGGAGACGAGGAGCAAAUCUUGAAGGAGCCACUGCAAAUUUUGUUGAGACUGAGCAGUUGGUUGAGUUUGAGGGUUUUAGAUCCUCAUUUUUACAGGUUCGCGGUUCAAUUCCUCUUCUUUGGGAGCAAAUAGUGGAUUUAAGUUACAAACCACGGCUUAACAUAAUCAAUCAUGAAGAGACGCCGAAGGUUGUUCAACGUCAUUUUCAUGAUCUUGUGCAAAGAUAUGGGGAGACAAUAGCAGUCGACCUGACUGAUAAACAUGGUGACGAAGGGCAGUUAAGUCGCGCCUUUGCUGAUGAAAUGGAAAAAUUUCCUCACCUCAGAUACGUGUCCUUCGAUUUCCAUAGCGUGUGUGGCAAAGGGAAUUUUGAUAACCUGCAAUUGCUUUAUGACCAAAUCAAAGAAGACUUUGAAAAACAAGGAUACUUUCUUGUGAAUGCUGAAGGGGAGAUAUUAUUGGAGCAGAGUGGGAUUAUUAGAUCUAAUUGCAUUGAUUGUCUGGAUCGUACUAAUGUCACUCAGAGCUUUCUUGCUAGGAAGUCAUUGGAUUCACAGCUACAGAAAAUGGGAGCAUUUUCUUCAAGCGAAAGCAUUUCUAACCAUAAAGACAUUUAUGAUAUGUUUAAAAUAUUAUGGGCUGAACAUGGGGAUGACAUUAGCCUAGGGUAUGCUGGUUCUCAUGCUUUAAAAGGGGACCUAGUAAGAUAUGGAAGGCAGACUUUACCUGGGUUGAUAAAGGAUGGCAUGAGUGCUCUCUCACGGUAUUAUAUGAAUAAUUUUCAAGAUGGAAUUCGUCAAGAUGCAUUAGAUCUUAUUAGCGGUCAUUAUACUGUUAGCAGACAUGGCCCAUCUCCUUUCCAUCUAAAUGCCUUUGAAACAUUCUCGUAUCUGCCGGUGGCAUCGGCUAUAAUAAUUGGAGGAAUUACCCUGACAACGGUCACGUUACAUCAAGCAGUCGGGCAAAAUGCGCAACGUUUCGUUUCUUCCAUACUUUGGGCCGGCGUGACUGCUGGAGUGUUGGCCCUCGUGAAAGCAAACGGGAAGCAGUUCUGCUCCAGGCCGCGCUUGUGUGGCCUUCUGUGACUUGCAAUGUUCAAUUCAUUGUCCAAUUUCUUUUUAUGAGUUGACUUACUUAUUGAGAUUGUAUAGGAAGGCUUAUUUGUGAGUACAGAAAUGUAUACAUAUUAUGCUAUGUUUCUGUGUGUUGUUUAUGAUAGACUAUAUCAUAAGUAAAACCAAUGAGAAUUAGGGAACCUAAUGAGGAUUCAUGAUUUGGUGCAGUGAUUCAUACGAAAGAGAUGGUUAUAUAUAUAUAUGUUUUUUUAGAAGGAA